UUAUAAAUAUUGCCGAUAGGGGGCGUUAUUUACAGUAUGGCUGUCAAAAAUGACAACCGAAGAAGCUACACUCAGUCCUAAGACAACGGCAAUAUCAGAUGACUAUGAUGUCAACUGGCAUGACAAACUCGGAACUGGAAUAAAUGGCCCUGUCAGGUCUUGUAGGCACAAGGUAUCUGGUGUGAAAUAUGCUCUGAAAAGUAUCUUGGAUUCAUCAAAAGCCCGUCGUGAAGUUCACAUCCAUUCAUUGUGUAGAAGUCAUCCCAACAUUGUCGGACUGCAGGAUGUAUAUGCAAACAAAGUUCGUUUUUCUGGGGACAAAGAGUCUAAGGCCCAGUUGCUGCUGGUGCUGGAGCUGAUGGAUGGAGGGGAGCUGUUUGAUCGCAUCAUCGAGGAGCAGUGUCUCACUGAGCGAGAAUGUGCUGGCUAUCUCAAACAGAUAGCCGAGGCUGUCUAUCAUUGCCAUAGCCUGAACAUAGCACACAGAGACCUGAAGCCAGAGAAUCUACUUCUAACCAAUGCUACAAAGGAAGCCACUGUGAAGCUCUCUGACUUUGGUUUUGCCAAGUUUGAUGAUGGUGAUCUCAAGACCCCGCACUUCACACCCUACUAUGUCGCACCCCAGGUUUUAGAAGCACAGAAUCAUCUUAAAAACAAGACCAGCACACCAAAAAGUUAUACAUAUGACAAGAGCUGUGACAUGUGGAGUAUGGGCGUCAUCCUGUACAUCAUGCUGUGUGGCUACCCUCCCUUCUACUCCGAGACGCCCAGUCGCUCCAUCACCACUGAGAUGAAGAGGAAGAUCCUCAAUGGGGAUUACGAGUUUCCUGAACAAGAUUGGGAGAGGAUUUCAGAGUCGGCGAAGGACAUCAUCCGUGGCCUUCUCCAUGUGGAUCCCUCCCAGCGUAUGACCAUCUCAGACCUCCUCCAUCACCCCUGGUUACAUGAUGCCUCGGACAAUAAGCUGCACUCUCCAGCCGUCAUCGCCAGCAAGGAGAGUUUUGAAGACGUUAAGAUAGCCCAUGCAGAGCACCUGACGAAGAUGAGGAUGUCAGAGAACCAGCUGACACUGAAACCACUCGUUCAAGCUGAUAAUCCUAUCAUCAGGAAGCGAAAGAGAAGAAAUACGUCCGGGACUGACGUAGAGAUGGAAGAGGAAGGGAAGCGACUCUCGGUAGACAUCACAAGCAACAGCGUCAGAUAACACCUUGUUGAGAGGCCAACUAGAAAGUUCUUUAGAAGCUAAUUAAAAGGCAGCAAGUUUAGAGACAAAUUAUGAUGCAUACUCCAUAGGCACCACAGGGAAGACAGCCACUGGACCAAGACGAUGUCCUGACUUGGCUGCAGUUCUCCUAUGUUAUAGAUACUCUAUAGGCACCACAGGGAAGACAGCCACUGGACCAAGACAAUGUCCUGACUUGGCUGCAGUUCUCCUAUGUUAUAGAUACUCUAUAGGCACCACAGGGAAGACAGCCACUGGACCAAGACGAUGUCCUGACUUGGCUGCAGUUCUCCUAUGUUAUAGUUAUUGCAUGGACCCAGGGUAGCCAUACAGUAUCUUCUUGUAGUGUCAGGGCCCACAAAUGAGCUCCCUCGUGGGAUUCCAGAUUAGAAGAGGUCCUGAAGAUCCAUGUUAGAAUUGUUCCGUAGCAUCUCAUGCUUGUUGUAGAGGUGACUGAUGUGAACGGGGGGUCAGGCUUGCUGACUUGUUGCUGCAUCAUAUCCCAAUUGACUAGAUCGAUGCUCAUGAUGUCAGUCACUGGAUUGUCUGUUCCAAACUUGAUUUUUAUAUUUACAAAAAAUCAUCAUAUAGCUAGAAUAUUGCUGAGGGCGGCAUUAAACAACGAACAAAUAUGAUCUGCAAACAGUUAAGCAGCAAACAAGCAAAUAAAUUAUCGUAGUCGGCUGCUAAGUAUAGUCUCAGGCCCAGUGGGGGCGGUCGGGUAGCCGAGUGGUUAAAGCGUUCGCUCGUCACGCCGAAGACCCGGGUUCGAUUCCCGACAUGGGUACAAUGUGUGAAGCCCAUUUCUGGUGUCCCCCCGCUGUGAUAUUGCUGGAAUAUUGCUAAAAGUGGCGUAAAACCAUACUCACUCACUCACUCAGGCCUGGGCCUGACUCACACAAAGUAGAGCCUGGCAGACAAUAUGGAUUGUAUUCGAGGAAAUUAAUACCAUGAUGUUACACGACACCGACUGAAUGGUAGGAUUAUACUGUGUCAUAAUUGGGGGCACAGGUGGCCAAGUCGUCUAAGGCGCCGCGAUUCAACAGAGUUGUGUCCCUUGGGCACGCCAGAAACCUAUGAUUGUGUGUUCGAAUCCCGUUUCGCCCCGAUUAUGUUUCUAGGUUUGUCAGCACC
Messenger RNA from Haliotis rufescens (red abalone), 2356 nucleotides. RefSeq names its product MAP kinase-activated protein kinase 5-like. Lineage: Eukaryota; Metazoa; Mollusca; Gastropoda; Lepetellida; Haliotidae. The coding region runs from base 50 to 1204 and encodes 384 amino acids. Gene Ontology annotation, cellular component: cytoplasm; nucleus. Gene Ontology annotation, molecular function: calcium-dependent protein serine/threonine kinase activity; calcium/calmodulin-dependent protein kinase activity; mitogen-activated protein kinase binding. The transcript is spliced from 12 exons. The record is from RefSeq and is a predicted model, not a curated record. Gene Ontology annotation, biological process: peptidyl-serine phosphorylation; Ras protein signal transduction; protein autophosphorylation.